AUGCAUAAUAGCUUCACUACUAACACAUCAGAAAAUUUUGAUAAUAAGAGAUCUUUACAAUUAUUUGAUUUUGCCUAUCUUCAAACCUCUUUAAAAAGUAAUGAUCGUGAUGAUGAGUAUGAUACUAUAAAUAUUGUUAACCAUGGUGAUACUUUAGAUGUGGAUGGAAAUAACAAAGAAUUGCUACUUUCAUAUUGUAGUAGUUUGUAUAAGUCAUCGUUCUUAUAUUUUUUUAUUUAUAGAAAUUAUCAAAAAUCUGUUGUCUUUAAAGAUCCAUUUAAAUUAGAAUCUAUUAUCGAUCUUUCUUUUGGUAUUGAAGAAGAUAUUUCUAAUUUAUUGUAUGACUACAAGUUAUCAUUAAUUGAAAAAGUUAAUAAUAUGACGUCAUCAAAUAUAGACAGUACUUUUUUAAAUGAAAGUGAUUUUUUUGAAAAAGCCUGUGCUACUAUAUCGUUAGAUGAUCAUUAUGAAUUUGAAAAAAUUUUAAAAAUUCCAUUAUUUGAAAAUAUUAUUAACACAAAAGAUUCUCAAGGUAGAUCACUUUUAAUACUAUCAUGUAUGGCAGAUAAACCUAAAAUUGCUGGACUUUUACUUAAAAAAGGUUUAUCAAUUGAUGAUAAAGAUUACCUUGGAAGAAAUUCUUUGUAUUGGUCUGUCAAAUGUGAAUCUAUAAAAACAUUAAAAUGGAUGCUAAAUCAAUUGUCAAUGACGGAAGAUUUAAUUUUAUCAAAAGAUAAUAACAAAAUAACAACACUUCAUGUUGCUGCAACAAAAAAAUCUGCAAAAGUAUUACGUCUUCUAUUAAAUGCUUUACCAAAUAAAAAUGAAGAAUUAUUAGAAAAAAUAUAUGACAAUUACAAUAGAAUACCAUUACAUUAUGCAGCAGCUUCUGGAAGUUUAGAGUGUGUAGAAGAAUUUAUGGAUGAAUCUUUAAAUUUACCUGUUAGUCUUCGUGAUAUGUAUGGAAAUACUUCUUUAAUGUUAGCUUGUGGUAAUAAUUGUGCUUCUGAAGUUGUAAGGUAUUUGUCUACUAAAAAAUCAAUUUCUAUAACAUCAAGAAAUUGUGCUGGAAUGUCACCAUUACAUAUAGCAGUUCUUGCUAAUAAUAUUGAUUGUGUUAAAAUAUUAUUACAGGAAUGUAAAAUUUCAACUGAAAUUUAUGAUGAAGAUGCUAGAACACCAUUACAUUAUGCAGCACAAAAUGGUAGAGUUGAAAUUGUUGAAUUAUUACUAGAAGCUGGUGCAAGAUAUAAUGCUGUUGAUGAGUAUCGUGCUACACCAACUCAUUAUGCUGCUGAAAUAAAUUGGGAUAUAGUAAAAUUAUUACUUGAUAAAAGUGGUUUCAAUUAUUGUGGUAUGAUUGAUAAAGAAGGAAGAACACCAUUUAUGUGGGCUGUUGCUUCAGAAAAUACAAAUGUUAUUUCUAAAAUGUUAAAAUAUUGUGAUAUACCACGUCAUGGAAGUGAUUUUCACAAAUAUACGGCACUUCAUAUUGCUGCAUUUACUGGUAAUGUAUCUAUUUGUAAAAUGUUAAUGCAACAAGGAUGGGUUGUUACGGCAGAGGAUAAAGCUGGUGCAACACCAUUACAUAUAGCAGCUGGAAAAGGAUAUACAAAUUUAGUACAAAUAUUUUGUACUUCUGAUGAUAUUAUUAAUAAAGUAGAUACAAAUCUUAGAACAGCUCUUUUUUAUGCAGCAUUAGGUGGACAAGCACAUACAUUAAAUGUUAUGAUAUCAGAUCUUGGUUUUGAUAUAGGAACUGAAGAUAUAUUAGAUAGAACAGUUCUUCAUGCUGCAGCAUAUUGUGGAUUUGUUGCAUGUGUUCAAAAAUUAAUUGAACAUGGAGUUGAUAUUAAUGCAAUUGAUAGAGAUGAAGAAACACCAUUACAUGUGGCUUGUUCUCGUGGUAAAGAAGACGUUGUUCAUCUUUUAGUAUUAUCUGGUGCUAUAAUAAAUCCAUAUUCAAGAAUAAAUGAAACAACACCACUGAGUUAUGCAAUAGCUAAUAAUCAAACAGAAAUUAUUCAAUUUUUAAAAGAUCGUAAUGCAGUAACAGGAGAAGAAAUUAAAAAUAUUGCUGCAUAUAUAAUAACAAGAGCUAUCCGUCAAUUCAUUAUUAAAAAACAAAGAUCUAUAUUUAAGACACAACCUUCAUCUUUAAUGGCAUUUUUUGAAAAUUUUUCUAUUACCGAUAGUCGUAUUUCUUGCCAAAGUAGUUCCAAAGGAAAUUUAUCACAAGUUAUUAAUAGAUCACCAAUUAAUUCACAGAUUGUUAGAACAUCAUUUAGAAGUCAGUUAUCAUCACAAUCUGUAAAUAGAAUUAUUUUUAAUGAUGAAACAUUGAAUGACACUAACAAUGAUUAA
Messenger RNA from Strongyloides ratti, 2364 nucleotides. RefSeq names its product Inversin. Gene Ontology annotation, molecular function: protein binding. The record is from RefSeq and is a predicted model, not a curated record. Lineage: Eukaryota; Metazoa; Nematoda; Chromadorea; Rhabditida; Strongyloididae. The transcript is spliced from 2 exons. Bases 1 to 2364 code for a protein of 787 amino acids.